Lycium barbarum (goji berry) is the source of this 4935-nucleotide messenger RNA. RefSeq names its product disease resistance protein Roq1-like. Lineage: Eukaryota; Viridiplantae; Streptophyta; Magnoliopsida; Solanales; Solanaceae. Gene Ontology annotation, biological process: defense response; signal transduction. The record is from RefSeq and is a predicted model, not a curated record. The transcript is spliced from 9 exons. Bases 771 to 4271 code for a protein of 1166 amino acids. Gene Ontology annotation, molecular function: ADP binding.
GAAUGCCAAGGAAAUCUUUCAUUCCUUUUCAUUAGUGUUCUUCCCUCUUUUAAUUUCUCACCAUGAUAAUGUAAACAGUAGACUACAAUUUUAUGACAGAGAGGAAGAUGAUUUCCACAAGCCAAAUUCUGCUAGAAUUGUGAAAAGGAGUAAGUAUUGCUCUUUAUUAAGCACCAGAACAGCCAAUUAUGUGAGUUUCUCACCAUAUACCCAGUUUCCUGUUGGUCUUUAGCAGUAUUCUUCAACAAUAAUGAAGUAUGCAAUUGGUGGACAGAGUUACUCGGUGUCUGUGGUUGUGGGAGAUAGCAAGUGUCAUUGAUGCGAGUCCAUCUGAUGUACACUGUCAGAAAUCCACCAUUCAACUACAACAACAUAUCCAGUGUAAUCUCAUAAGUGGGGUCUCGAGAAAGUGGUGUGUAUGCAGACAGGUUGUUUCUGAAAGACCCUUGACUCGAGUAAAGCAUAUCAAAGCAGGUUUGAAAAGGACAUAUAGUAGUGAAGAAGCCAUUUUGAACAUAAUGAGAAAAGAACAGUAUGACAACAAGUAAUACGAUAAAUGAAGCAAAGGAAACAACAAGUACUAAUAAAAUAAAAAAGAUGAUGUGGAGAAGACUCAAAGAUGGAUGGAUGCAUUUGUGGAGGCUGAAAAAAUAUAAGACCGUGAUCUGAAAAACAACAGGGAUGAGGCAGAUUGCAUCAAGAAGCUAGUUGAUGACAUAUUUCCUAAAUUGCUUCAAGUUAUUUCACCUUUCCCGGAAAGCCUAGUGGGUAUGAAAUCUCAGGUUGAGAAAGUAACCUCAUUAUUAGAUAUGGAAUCAAAUGAUGUUCGCUCUAUCGGGAUUUGGGGUAUGGGUGGCAUAGGCAAGACAGAAAUUGCAAGUGUUAUAUAUGAAACACACCGUCAUCGAUUUGAAGCUAGUUGUUUUCUUGGUGAUGUUGGAACAUCGUAUCAGAAAAAUGGACUAACAUGGCUAGCAAAAGUCGUCAUUCGCAAGCUGUUGGGUGAAAAGAUGACUCUAACUAGUGAACGCGAAGGGCUGAUUAUUUUAAAGAAUAGGCUUCGCUGGAAGAAAGUUUUGUUCAUUCUCGAUGACGUAAACCACCUAGAACAGUUGGAGUUUUUAGUUGGAGAGCCAGAGUGGUUUGGUAUGGGUAGCAAAAUUAUUUUAACAUCAAGAGACAAGCACCUGUUAAUCAGUCAUGUUGGGGAUAACGUGUAUGAAGUCCAAUUAUUAACUGAGGAUGAAGCUCUUGAAUUGUUCAGUAGGCAUGCUUUUAGAGAAAAAUCACCAUUGAAAGAUUUUGUGGAACUUUCAAGACAAGUGGUGAAGUAUGCUGGUGGACUUCCUUUAGCUCUUAAAGUUUUGGGUUCUUCUUUUUACAAGCGAGACAAAAGGCAAUGGAGAGACAAAAUUAAUCGUCUGAAGAGAAUCCCUAACAAUGAUAUUCUAGGAAAGCUUAGGCUUAGUUUUGACGGACUGGACAAAGAUGAGAAGGAAAUAUUUUUAGAUAUUGCAUUCCUAGAUAUUACAGGCUUGACUAGAUAUAAUUUUAAAUUUUAUGUGGAACUAGUAACUGAGAGUCGUGGUUUUCAACUGAUAGGCAUAGAUUGCCUUAUCGAAAAAUCUCUGUUAUCCAUCGACAUACAUAAUGGUAUCGUGAUGCAUAAUAUGAUAAGAGAAAUGGGUGCAAAUGUCAUACGGAAAGAGUACGUUAACAGCAGAGUAUGGCUUCCAGAGGAGGUUCGCGACCUUUUUAAAGGAAAGUUGAUACCAGAAAAGGUGGAAAGCCUACAUAUCCCAAAAGGCUACAAUUUUGAAGACGAUCCUAUCACUUAUAGCAAUAUUUUCAGGAGGAUGCAAAGCUUACAAGUACUCAUAAUUGGUGAUGGAACUUUUAGCUCGAACUGCGCUAUCACCUAUCUUCCUUCCAGCUUGCUAUUUAUUGAGUGGCAGGGGUAUCCUUCAAUUUCAUUGCCAGAGAGCUUUGAACCAUCAGAGCUCGCUAUGCUUCAUUUAGAAAGAAGUCGGCUUGUCGAACUUUGGCCAAUAUCAAAGAAAUUGAGCAACUUGAAGCAUUUGGAUCUAGGCGAGAGUCUUGGGUUAACAAAAACCCCUAAUUUUGGUGAUAUGCCAAACUUGGAGACACUAAAUUUAAAUGGAUGUCAGAAUUUGGAGGAGGUCCAUCCCUCUCUUGGACAUUGCAGAACGCUUACUGAUCUGAAUUUGCAUGGUUGUCACAAACUUAAGAAGCUUCCGAAAUUUGUUUCCAUGGAAUCUCUUGAGUUUCUCUCCCUUUACAAAUGCACAAGUUUAGAAGAAUUUCCAGAAAUCUGUGGAGAUAUGCGGCGCUUAUCAAUACUAGAGGUAGAAUCCCCCUGGAUAAGAAGCUUACCCCCGUCUCUCAGCGGCCUUGGAUGUUUGCUAUUGAAAGAUUGUGAAGUUCUUGAAAGUAUUCCAGAUACUAUUCGGAAUCUUAAAAAUCUCUCGAUUGAAAGUUGCAAUAGACUUGCAAUGCUGCCAAACAGCCUCUUUGAAUCACAACAAUUGGAAUGGCUUCAUAUAUGCCGAUGUUCUGAAUUGGUAGAGCUCCCCAUAUCUCUUGGAGUUCAAAAAAAGAUUGCUCGGUUAAUCUUAAAAGAAUGUGAGAACUUAAAGAAGCUUCCAAGCUCUAUUCAGAUGGAAUCCCUUGAAGAAGUCAUGAUAUCUAACUGCCGAAAGUUAGAUACAUUUCCAGAAAUCAAUGGAGAUAUUCAUAGCUUAACAAGACUGACCAUAACUUGUAUGGGGAUAAGAGAACUGCCUUCAUCCAUUAGGAAUCUGAGGGGCCUCAAAUCUCUCGCUCUGAAAGGUUGUAGAGAGCUUGUAAGUCUACCAGACAACCUCUGUAAUUUGAAGAAUCUUACAUAUCUUACCCUCUGGGGCUGCAAAAAGCUAGAGAAGCUUCCAGAAAACAUUGGUCAUCUGCAGCAGUUAAAGUUACUUGAUGCAAGUGAUACUGCAAUCUCCCAACCACCUCCCUCCAUCACCAAGCUUGGAGAACUGAGGAUAUUAACAUUCUCACAUGUUUUACAACAUGUGCAGCAUUCCUCAAGUUUUGUUUUCCCUCAACUAUCAGCUUUAUCCUCCUUGAGAGAUCUUAAUCUUGCUAAUCUCGAUAUUUUGGGUGGACUUCCCGAGGAUUUAGGAUCUUUGACUUCUUUGGAACGUUUGGAUGUUAGUGGAAGCAAUAUUUCUUGUUUACCCAAAAGCAUCAAAGAACUCUUACACCUUGUUGAGCUGCACAUACAUUUCUGUCAGAAUCUUAAUGAACUCCCAGGAGAGCUACCCCCAAAUUUAAAGGAGCUAUAUGCAGAUUAUCAUUUGGCCUCUAAAAGCAUCAGAGAUCCAGUAAUUAAGUGUCUUAAGUUGCAUUUGCUCUCAAUAUCAUGGUGUGGUCCUCAAAAAUCCAAAUAUGGAACUGGCUCCACUUGCCAAGUUAAUGUGUUGAAGUCCCUACAGCAUUUAACUAGGACAUGUAUCCAGUGUGACUUCCACCAAAGGGAUUCUUUUCUCAUUUUUUUCCCCAAAGCCACAAUUCCAGAGUUGUUCAAUUAUCAGAUUAUAAAUCAUGAAACGAUCUCAAUUAAUCUGAACCCAUCUUGGUAUACCGAUAAAUUCAUGGGUUUUUCAAUAUGUUUCAGUCCUGAUAGUGGGUAUUUGAUGUUAGUAGCUACAUUGGUAUGCAAAUCUGAUCCUGAAAGAAAACAUUCCUUGAAGUAUGAUCGCCGUGUAUGUUUGCCUCAGUUUUCUUCUGUCGAUAUGUGUUUCUUCUACAUACCAUUUGAAACAUUGUGGCACGCUUCUGACAAUAAAGAAGGGAAGAACCCAAAUGAUUAUUGCCUUUUUGAGGUAUCGACAAAGAACAGGAAGGAACUAUGUUGGGGAAUUAGCCUGGAGUAUGAGAAUAAAGAUACUGCAAUGACGACUGAAUUUGGCUGCUCUAUGGUUCUAGAGCAACCAGAGCCAUCACUCGCUUCUAGUUCGCGGGCAUCUGCUGAGCAUGACAUUGCCAUAGAUAGGGGACUAUGUUUAGGAUAUGAGCAUAAAGCUCUAGAGGUGGAUCAAGCAGCAGUGGCAGCUCAAAAUGAACAUGAAUCUCAGAAUGUUGAGCUGAUUAGAGUUUGUGAUAGCCCAUCAAGGAAAAUGGGCGAUGCUUCAAGAAAGAGAAAGAGAAAGAGAAAGAGAAAGAGAAAUAGAAACAAAAAGAAAAAAGACAGCAGGGACAAAUGAGACUAGCUUCUCUCAUUGCACCAACAAGCACACAUGAUUUUGAUUGGAUCGUCAGAAACCUCUUCCUUUGCUAGCAAAAAUGGGUCACUGAAAAGAGAAUAUCGAGGAAGCAUCUAUCCAAUCAGUUAUUCAAAACAAAGAAGACAUAAUGAACAAAGCCAAGUGUGAGGACCUAUGCCUCUUCAAUGUCUCUUUCGGUAUAGCUAAACACAAGGUACCUGGUGAUAUAAUUCUCAGAGGGACUACAUUGGGGCUACGAGAAUGAAGAUGUAGAGGUGGAUCAAGCAGCAAUGGUUUUGUUUUGCAUCAAGUAUCAGAUUAUCAUCUAACCAAGCAGAAGUUUCCAUAUUUCACACAUUCUCGGUGGACAACUGAAACAUCAUCCUUUUCUGAAAAUAAGAAUUAAAAUUGCAUGUAUGAAUUACUACAUCAGCGUUAAUUCUUCAAUGGUGCCAUUGUCUACUCCAUUGUGAGCUACCUUAGUAAUUAUGCACUGUUGGUGGCAGCAAUUUUUUGAGUCUUUGUUUCAUGUUGAGUAUCGUUCUUAGUGGAACAAAACUAUAGGUUUCCUUAAAUUUUAGUACAUCAUGGUUUCAAUACAAAUGUGUAAUACAUUUUGAUUGACAUCUGAGUUUCUAGUAAAAAUAUGCGCAAAUUCCUCUCA